AUGAAAACCUGCGGAACCUACGAAAUAAUGUCAUCCGAUGAGAUGAUUACCGAAGAAGAGGAGAAGUUAUACAGGACAUCUUUCGAGAUCGAGCAACCUUGGCAAGACAUCCGAGAGGCGCAAGAUAGCUACAAGCAAGAAAAUAAGCCUUUAUUCUACGGACUACCCUGUACUUCAACAACGACCCACACGGAGGCCUUCGAGGAAAUUUUGGAGGACCACUACGCUUUAUCAAGCUCUACCACAUCUUUAACAUCUGAAACAGGCUCCCCAUUAGAUGACAGUGCGCUCUGGAACGAAAAACACGGCGAUUUCGAGAUCGUGCCGUCCGCUUCAGAAGCUGAGAACGUCAAUGUCAUGAGAAUGGACCAUAUUGCCUAUAUUCAGACGAUGAUAGACCGAUGCACAACCACAGACUCUAUACAGGAAGAAGAAAGAAGAGCUCCCACGGAUAUGAAUGCACACAGGACUGAAAUAUUUAUUGCAGCUGUGAAAGAAAAAGAUUGCCAUGAAACUGAACUCGAAGAAGAUUCAACAGAAGACAAGCCUAGUCAAGCGACCUACGAAGUUGAAAAGAGAUGCGAGCUACCACAUGAACUGCAGGAAAAACUCAGCGAAGACAGGUCCAGCGCCACUUCCAACGCAGAUCAGUUCGAAGAAAGGUCUUUUGAUGACCUCACUGACAUUUCUGACCAAGAAGUCGUCAGUCACGCGCCCUACGAAAUGGAAGAGAGCUCCGAACUACCACAACCGAGUUCAGAGUUCGCUCAGCCAGUUCUUUCGAAACAGGAACUGGACCACAUCGCCUACAUCACGAGCCUAGCCGAGCAAUCAUCUUUCGAAGCACCAGAACGGCCUCCAUUGCCCAGAAGAAUGACUUCAGAACAAUUUGAACUGCGGGAAGAACUCAGCGAAGACAGGUCCAGCGCUACUUCCAAUGCAGAUCAGUUUGAAGAGCGCUCUUUCGAUGACGUCACUGCCAUUUCCGAUCAGGAAGUCGUCAGUCAAGCACCCUUCGGCGUGGAAGACAGUUCCGAACUAACACAGCCGAGCCCAGAAUUCGCUCAGCCAGUUCUUUCGAAACAGGAACUGGACCACAUCGCCUACAUCACGAGUCUAGCCGAGCAAUCAUCUUUCGAAGCUUCACAACGGCCUCCACUGCCUAGAAGAAUGGCUUCAGAACAACAAGAAAUGGAGAAAGAGCUCAGCGAAGACAGGUCCAGCGCCAUUUCCAACGCAGAUCAGUUCGAAGAAGGGUCUUUUGAUGACGUCACUGCCAUUUCUGACCAAGAAGUCGUCAGUCACGCGCCCUACGAAAUGGAAGAGAGCUCCGAACUACCACAUCCGAGCACAGAAUUCGCUCAGCCAGUUCCUUCGAAACAGAAAGUGGACCACAUCGCCUACAUCACGAGCCUAGUCGAAAGAUCAUCUUUCGAAGCUCCAGAACGGCCUCCACUGCCUAGAAGAAUGGCUUCAGAACAAUAUGAAAUGGAUAAAGAGCUCAGCGAAGACAGGUCCAGCGCUACUUUCCAAUGCAGAUCAGUUCGAAGAAGGGUCUUUUCGAUGACGUCACUGCCAUUUCCGAUCAGGAAGUCGUCAGUCAAGCACCCUUCGAAAGUGGAAGACAGUUCCGAACUACCACAGCCGAGCACAGAAUUCGCUCAGCCAGUUCUUUCGAAACAGGAACUGGACCACAUCGCCUACAUCACGAGCCUAGUCGAAAGAUCAUCUUUCGAAGCUCCAGAACGGCCUCCACUGCCUAGAAGAAUGGCUUCAGAACAAUAUGAAAUGGAUAAAGAGCUCAGCGAAGACAGGUCCAGCGCUACUUCCAAUGCAGAUCAGUUUGACGAGCGCUCUUUCGAUGACGUCACUGCCAUUUCCGAUCAGGAAGUCGUCAGUCAAGCACCCUUCGAAGUGGAAGAAAGUUCCGAACUACCACAGCCGAGCACAGAAUUCGCUCAGCCAGUUCUUUCGAAACAGGAACUGGACCACAUCGCCUACAUCACGAGUCUAGCCGAGCAAUCAUCUUUCGAAGCUUCACAACGGCCUCCACUGCCUAGAAGAAUGGCUUCAGAACAACAAGAAAUGGAGAAAGAGCUCAGCGAAGACAGGUCCAGCGCCAUUUCCAACGCAGAUCAGUUCGAAGAAGGGUCUUUUGAUGACGUCACUGCCAUUUCUGACCAAGAAGUCGUCAGUCACGCGCCCUACGAAAUGGAAGAGAGCUCCGAACUACCACAUCCGAGCACAGAAUUCGCUCAGCCAGUUCCUUCGAAACAGAAAGUGGACCACAUCGCCUACAUCACGAGCCUAGUCGAAAGAUCAUCUUUCGAAGCUCCAGAACGGCCUCCACUGCCUAGAAGAAUGGCUUCAGAACAACAAGAAAUGGAGAAAGUGCUCAGCGAAGACAGGUCCAGCGCCACUUCCAACGCAGAUCAGUUCGAAGAAGGGUCUUUCGAUGACGUCACUGCCAUUUCCGAUCAGGAAGUCGUCAGUCAAGCACCCUUCGAAGUGGAAGACAGUUCCGAACUACCACAGCCGAGCACAGAAUUCGCUCAGCCAGUUCUUUCGAAACAGGAACUGGACCACAUCGCGUACAUCACGAGCCUAGUCGAAAGAUCAUCUUUCGAAGCUCCAGAACGGCCUCCACUGCCUAGAAGAAUGGCUUCAGAACAACAAGAAAUGGAGAAAGUGCUCAGCGAAGACAGGUCCAGCGCCACUUCCAACGCAGAUCAGUUCGAAGAAGGGUCUUUCGAUGACGUCACUGCCAUUUCCGAUCAGGAAGUCGUCAGUCAAGCACCCUUCGAAGUGGAAGACAGUUCCGAACUACCACAGCCGAGCACAGAAUUCUCUCAGCCAGUUCUUUCGAAACAGGAACUGGACCACAUCGCGUACAUCACGAGCCUAGCCGAAAGAUCAUCUUUCGAAGCUCCAGAACGGCCUCCACUGCCUAGAAGAAUGGCUUCAGAACAACAGGAAAUGGAGAAAGAGCUCAGCGAAGACAGGUCCAGCGCCACUUCCAACGCAGAUCAGUUCGAAGAAGGGUCUUUCGAUGACGCCACUGCGAUUUCCGAUCAGGAAGUCGUCAGUCAAGCACCCUUCAAAGUGGAAGACAGUUCCGAACUACCACAGCCGAGCACAGAAUUCGCUCAGCCAGUUCUUUCGAAACAGGAACUGGACCACAUCGCGUACAUCACGAGCCUAGCCGAAAGAUCAUCUUUCGAAGCUCCAGAACGGCCUCCACUGCCUAGAAGAAUGGCUUCAGAACAACAAGAAAUGGAGAAAGUGCUCAGCGAAGACAGGUCCAGCGCCACUUCCAACGCAGAUCAGUUCGAAGAAGGGUCUUUCGAUGACGUCACUGCCAUUUCCGAUCAGGAAGUCGUCAGUCAAGCACCCUUCGAAGUGGAAGACAGUUCCGAACUACCACAGCCGAGCACAGAAUUCGCUCAGCCAGUUCUUUCGAAACAGGAACUGGACCACAUCGCGUACAUCACGAGCCUAGCCGAAAGAUCAUCUUUCGAAGCUCCAGAACGGCCUCCACUGCCUAGAAGAAUGGCUUUCAGAACAACAUGA
Molecule: messenger RNA, 3570 nt
Organism: Caenorhabditis auriculariae
Lineage: Eukaryota; Metazoa; Nematoda; Chromadorea; Rhabditida; Rhabditidae
Source: the annotation of a GenBank genome assembly